Molecule: messenger RNA, 3630 nt
Organism: Didymosphaeria variabile
Lineage: Eukaryota; Fungi; Ascomycota; Dothideomycetes; Pleosporales; Didymosphaeriaceae
Exons: 3
Coding region: 1-3630 (1209 amino acids)
Biological process (GO): protein phosphorylation
Molecular function (GO): protein kinase activity; ATP binding
Source: RefSeq, a predicted model, not a curated record
AUGCGCCUGAAGCGUUCAAAGACGUCUAUUGGCGACCUAGCCGGACUCGAUGAGGACUUGCGCUCUAAUGCCUCGUCCCCUCUGGCGCUUCCGCCCGCGGAUGCGCCCGAGGGUAGCCGUGGUAUCAAGAAGACACCGCGCCGGUCAAUCGAUAAAUCUCACAUAUCGAAACCAAUCGCCGACGCACGAUUCCCAAUCGUUAUAUCCUCUCCAACCACUCCGCUCGGAGAAGUCUCCCCACCGCCGUCCAUCUUCAUUCACACAUCGAACUCGAGCCCGGGCAGGAGGGAGCCGAAAAGCUUACAGUCGAGUCGCGCAGUCAGUCGCAGACAAUCUAUAACAGAACUGAAGUUUGGGGGACCCGUGCCGAGUUUAUCGCCGUUGCAGAUUCCAGUCACUGCAAUACCUUGGGCCGCAGGCGAGCUUGUCGAUAGCCCACUUCAAGACAUACCCGAGUCUCCUUUCGAAGUUCAGCUUGGGCAAGCUAUCAAGUUACUAUCGCAGUCUCAACGAGAAGAUUCUCAAAAAAAGCACAUCAUGGAUCCCACUCGGUUGUCGGUACAGCCGGCUGGCGCCGGCACCAAGGGCCGCGCGAUCAUGCAAGCGAAGGAGAUGCAGAACAUAGUGGCUGAGAGAGCCAAGCGUAGUGGUGACGAGCCGCCGCCAUAUGACUUUUACGAGUUGAUCGGCAAAGGCGCAUACGGCCGUGUGUUUAAGGGCAAAAACCGCAACAAUGAUGGACUGGUUGCCAUCAAGAUCAUUGACAUUGAUUCUGUUGAUUAUGAAGAAAUGACCACGAAGAACCUCUCGGAAACACUCAAAGAAAUCAACAUUCUCCAGCAGCUGCGAGACAGCAAAGCACGGCCAUAUGUCAACAUCAUCGAAGAAGCUCGGUCGGUCCAUAAUGAACUCUGGAUUGUCAGCGAGUAUGCCAGUGGUGGCAGCGUCAAUACAUUAAUGAAGCCCACCAUGAAUCUCAGAGAUCCAGGACCAGGACUGCCGGAGAAAUUCAUCAUACCGAUUGCGCGGGAACUCGCAUUGGGACUGAAAUAUGUGCACGAAGCCGGCGUUUUGCAUAGAGAUCUCAAGUGUAACAACAUCUUGAUUCUCGAGGAUGGCCGUGUGCAACUGUGCGAUUUCGGUGUAUCUGGACAACUUGAACCUGAGAGCUCUAAACGGUCGACCAUUGUUGGUACCCCUUAUUGGAUGGCGCCUGAACUGCAGAACGAAUGGAUAAAGGACGCCCACCCGCAAAGUAGGAUAAGACCGAAGGACAUUCUGUAUGGGUCCGAGGUCGAUAUCUGGGCGUACGGUUGUACCGUUUACGAAAUGGCGACAGGCUUUCCGCCUUUCCACAGAACCGUUCAGUGGGAUUUACCUGAUACCGGAGUCCCUGUCUUGGAAGGCGAGAGGCACUCUGAUACUCUUAAACAGUUCAUUUCUUUCAUACUACAGCCGAAUCCAGAGGAUCGCCCUACUCCUGACGAGAUUCUGGCACACCCCUUCCUUAUCGAUUCAACGAAGAUGUUUCCCACCGUCAUUCUGGUGAAACUAGUCGAAGACUACUACAAAUGGGAACUUGAAGGCGGCGCUCGAGCCUCAUUAUUCUAUGCGGGCGGCGCUCAAGCGCCCGACCCUCUUGCUCCGGAGGAAGACGGCGAAGACGAUGACUGGACCUUUAGCACCUCAGACGAGUUCGAAAAUCGUUUGUCCAGAGCAUUUCCCGAUCCAUUCUCAGCAACAUCAGGUCAAGGCUUCGUUGGGAUGAACAUGCCGAUUGAUGACGAGGACCGUUUCGCGAAGCUCCAGGCCACAUUCCGUGAACAACAGAUUAAGAAAGGAGAAGAGCGACUGAACCGAUUGUUCGAUAUGGACAAGUCACCAUACCGAUACAGCGGCGUUGACUUCGCGGAUAAUGGCCGGCCUCCAUCAGAUCUCGCGCUUCGUGACUUCAAUCCCGGCGCACCGAAUCGAGAGACAAUCAUCGACUUGGACUUUUCUUUACCUACGGCUGCUGAUGUGCCUAGUAUUGACUUGGGUGAAGUGCCUACUCUGAAAGCAAACAGGAUGAAGAGCCUUAUGCGUGAGAUGGAACUGGAAGAUGAAGAGCGAGAUCGUUUUGAUGAGGAUGACCAGCUUACCAAGCGCGCAACACGAGAUUGGAAGUUUCCUACUGCGAACGAAGACUCUAACAGGCGGACUCAAGACUGGAAGUUCCCUACUGCGAACGACGACUCUAACAGGCGGACGCAAGACUGGAAGUUCCCAUCCUCUGACCAACCAAAUCGCCGAACGCAGGACUGGAAAUUUCCCAUGGCAGAAGAGCCUAUGCCAGAGCCGAAUAGACAGACACGCGACUUCAAAUUCCCGCCGAAGCCAAACCGAGCAACGAGAGAAUGGACUUUCGAUGCAGCCAUGGCAGAGGCGAACUAUCAGAAUCAGCGGAACUCACGGCGAGCCACUAAAGACUGGAAGUUUCCAUCCUCGAAUGACAUGCCACCCUUGAACAAUCGCAAGACGCGGGACUUCAAAUUCCCCAUGGGUGGGUUGGAAGAGCGUGAGCCGGAGCCGGAUUAUCCGCAACCGUUCGCAUCUUCUCCAACUCUCGAGUCAAACUUUCGACCUAGUCUGAGGCACGCUACAACAGCCCCAGUAGGGACUUUUGACGAGUAUCCACGGGUCAGCUCUGCGCCCGAAUCACCGUUGCGCACCUCUAUGAUAGAUCUAGACAUGGCAAUGGUUGACGACUACCGUCCCGGUACGGCUGGUUCAGAAUCCACUACUACGUAUUCAGCUGCGACAGAACAGAUGAACGACAACCCUUUCAAUCUCGAAGACCAAGUACAGCUCACCGAAAAUAGCAACCGCACUUCGUAUCAUAUGAAGUCACAGUCAGAGCCUAAUCAUGCUCUUCCCGGCCUAUUCACUCCCCAGACAUUAGACGAGCAAGGCCUUCCAACAAACGUUGACCCUCACGCACCACCCAUGCACGCCCGCGGUGUCUCCUCCGUCUCACAAAUGCAAGCCCAGCUCAAACCACCACCCCACAACGUCCCCUCGGCCUACCACCGCGCCGCCCAGCGCUCCCCGAAUCUCGAGUUCGGCUGGUCGCACACCGCAGCCUACAAUCUCGGUCUCGGCAGCGACGACUCUCCCCCUCUAAGCGUCAUUACCGACGAAUCCGCCGACGAUGAGGACGUAGACGAAGCGUGGGACGCCCUCGAAAAGCUGACCCUCGCACGCACAAAGUACCCACGAAGCUUGCGCCGCAACGAUAGCCACGACGAGAAGCCCACCUCCUCGGACGCAGAAGACGGAUACACCACCGACGCUACAUACGACGACCUGCCCCGCCCAAUCCGCGUCUCUGUCGGCCCCAACGGCAACCCCCUCGUCGACUUUCCUAUCCCGCGUGGCCCGGCGCCUGAGGCGCUACUCGGUGUGCAGGGCGAUCCGCUACUGCUGCAGAAUGCGCUUUGGAAGAGUAGUCUGGAGUUGAGAGAUGGGCUGAGGGCGAGUAGGGACUUGUUGAAGGCGAUGCGGUUGGAGGAUGUGAGGCCGUUGGAGAGGCUGAGUGAGGAGGAGGGGGGUGCGGAAGGGAUGAGUACGAUCAGGGUCACUAAGGCGUAG